GCACUGGUGGGCACAGGUGGGUGGGCACAUGUGGGUGGCACUGCUGGGCACAGGUAGGUGGCACUUCUGGGCACAGGUGUGUGACACUGCAGAGUGGCACAGGUGGGUGCACUGCUGGGCACAGGUGGGUGCACUGCUGGGCACAGGUGGGCGGAGCUAGUGGGCGCACUGCUGGGCACAGGUGGGCGGAACUUGUGGGUGGCACUGCUGGGCACCGAUCAUCAGGGCACUGAUCAUCAGUGGCCCUGAUGAUCGCGUGUCAUUGGACACCGCUGAUCACGUGGUAAAAGGCCUUUUACCACAUCUCGUGAUCAGCUGUGU
This is a messenger RNA of Staurois parvus, 321 nucleotides long. The record is from the annotation of a GenBank genome assembly. NCBI's taxonomy places the organism in Eukaryota, Metazoa, Chordata, Amphibia, Anura, Ranidae.